ACAAAAUCCUAGUGUUCAAGUCUAAUCUUCCUUUCUGACCUAUGGAAGCAGAAUCUCGUAUUCCUGAAGCAACCAAGAAUUGAAGGGUCAUGUCCUGGGAUCUGGUUUCCUGUGGCCUUCAAAGAGGUACUUUGGAGAGUCUUCAAAUCUUCAGGUUCAUCUACGUCUUCAGCUGGGUGAGUUGGGGUCCCAUAUGACAUACAAGGACCAUGGCUUGGAAUAUUUUCAAUGGCAGUUUCCUUCUAAGGUCCAGAUAGUGUGUGAAUAAGAAUCUGUAACUCUCCUGAUCUCUCUUUUGACCUGGGUUCUUGGCUUCCAUUCUGACAUCUUCCUUCUGAUCUUCAGUAUCUCAGCUUUAACGGUUGCCUAAGGCUCAGGGCUGAUCCUCACCAUGAUCCGAAAGCAUGAUUGUUUAAACAACAUCACUGCUCCCAUAUGGAACUUCCACCUGGUGCUGGCAUUGGGCAUCCCUCAACUUGUCAUCACCUUCAUCUCAGCCGUCUUCAAUUCAGGCGUGGUCCUCGGGGUGGUGUUCUCAAAGGACUUGCACAAACCCAUCUUCAUCCUUUUCUGCAACUUAGCCAUCUCCGAUUUCCUCUGUGGCUCUUCGGGCUUCUGGAUCGCCAUGCUGUUCAUCACAGACCCUCAAAGCACCGUCGUGGGGUCCAAGCAACUGCUCAGAGCUUACGCCUUCUACGCCAUGUCCAUCCUGGCCACCAUUUAUAACUUAGUCAUCAUUGGGAUCGAACGCUACUUGGCUGUAUCCAGAUGCUUAAGGAUGACAUACCGAAUUACCAGGAACCAGAUUUUGAGUACCACGUUGGUUAUUUGGGCGUGUGCCUUCUCCUUGGGUUUCAUGCCUCUGAUGGGGUGGAACUGCUUGGAGAAGGAUAAAAUUUCUGCUCUGUACAGUCCGUUGUGCAUGGACUAUCUCACCUUCAUCACUAUUCCUCACUGUCUAGUGGUGUUAGUUCUACCCCUCUUCACUUAUGCAAACAUCAUCAUCUUUUUGAGGAAACACAAAGGAACUAUGGAAACUCUAGGACAGUGCCAGGCUACCUACCGUCUAGCUGAAGUCCAAGUUGCCAGAACCAGUGUAUUGAUUUGGGUCUUAGCUUUGUUUUCCUAUGCGCCCUUCUUCGUCGGGGUGGUGUUUGAUUCAGCUACUCAGCAGUGUCCCAGUGAGCAUUCUCGAGCCAUCUAUAUCUUCAGAAACCUCACGGCAAUGAUGAUCACCAUUAACUCACUAGGAGACCCCAUCAUAUACUCUCUGAAUAUGAAGAAGCUGGGACACAAGCUUAGGUUUCUGAAACUUCCUUCCAAUAACCGCAUUCAAGUACAAGCCAUUGAACAGACCUGAUUUUGGGUGACUCUCUGGACCUGUGAAUUUCCAUCUCUUGUGACUUAUCAACAACUGGUAUGAUAGAUGGUGCUGUCCUUUACAGGUCUACUCAGAAAUCAGUCCCAUUUAAGUCCAAUGGGACUUACUCCAAAGUAAUAGAAUGGAAAGGGAGUGGGUGGAAGACAUGUAAAACCUUUCAUAA
This is a messenger RNA of Crotalus tigris (Tiger rattlesnake), 1544 nucleotides long. Its product is annotated as lysophosphatidic acid receptor 3-like. Gene Ontology annotation, biological process: G protein-coupled receptor signaling pathway. Gene Ontology annotation, molecular function: G protein-coupled receptor activity. The record is from RefSeq and is a predicted model, not a curated record. The coding region runs from base 392 to 1360 and encodes 322 amino acids. Lineage: Eukaryota; Metazoa; Chordata; Lepidosauria; Squamata; Viperidae. Gene Ontology annotation, cellular component: membrane. The transcript has 2 exons.